Molecule: messenger RNA, 1304 nt
Organism: Oppia nitens
Lineage: Eukaryota; Metazoa; Arthropoda; Arachnida; Sarcoptiformes; Oppiidae
Exons: 4
Coding region: 37-1239 (400 amino acids)
Source: RefSeq, a predicted model, not a curated record
UAAUUGUAUGAAAAGUUCAACCAACUAAUUGAUAAUAUGUCUGUCAUUUAUUAUAUAAUUAUUAUCUUAUUGGUGGCCUUAAUGUCGAUUAGCGGCGACGACAACCUCAAUGCGACUUCUGGAGCACUGCCUGAAACUACCACCAACUCUGAUGGUGGUAGUGAUGGCAAUACCUACUGUAGUUUAAACCAACAAAAGGCCACAGCCAUCACAAAUGCGUUUCUCAUAAAUUCUACGCUAUUCUACUGUAUAGCCGAUGUGUGCUACCGGUCCAUCAUAUCGGACAACGACAUGACUGAACUGCCCGGCAAACAAAAGUCAAACAUAUUUCUAGAAAUCGAUAGUAAAGAGUUUCACACCAUCAACAGCUCAUUUAUGAUAGAUGACGGUUCAAAGCCUGCAGUGGUAUUGCUUUUUGGUCAACGGGGAGGACAAGGAAAACGCUUUAGUUAUAUAUUCUAUCAAAUGGGUGCCGAUAUGUAUGCACCAGUUGGAGAAAACUAUACAGAAAUGCCGUGGGGUUUGGAUAAAAAUGGUAUUGUAAAUGGAAGUAUAUUUCUAAAAUAUACUAAUACUGAGGAAUGGAUUUAUGGCGGUCUGGCCCACAAUCUUGUACAUCAAAGGUUAAUCAUUUCGGCAGACAUUACAUCAAAGAAUAUGCCAAAGGUUUACGAAAGGAAAACCGAUAUCAAUCAUAUUAACGAAGAUUACGUUGAUGUUGACGCCAUCCGACUCUAUGUGGCACUUAUUUAUCACAAGGGAUGGACAUACGGUAUGGAUGCAGACAAAAAAUGGUAUAAACUUACACACGAUGGCGGAGCUGAAAUGAAAGAAGUAGAAGAGUACUCGUUACACAAGUUCUUCAACUGUGAUAACACAUCGCCACUAAUAACACCCAUGAAGUCCAGCAGCACUGAGACUGCAAUCAAUAAAACUACUGACAGUACCGGUUCUGGUGACCAAUCGUCUACUACUCCCAACUCAAAGAAGACAUCUGAUAAGUCAUGGCUGUGGAUACUACUAAUAAUAAUCCUAUUAAUACUAAUUAUAUUAGCAAUCAUUUGUCUGAUCCUAUGUUGUUGUUGUCAGUCAAAACCAUCGAAAGAAAAGCCUAUACCUCUACAGUCACCACCAGCGGCAGUGACUACCGAUCCUAAAGCUGCAGACACAGAACCCACGGAUAUUCCAGCCAUACGUUCCGAUGUCGACACCACACGUAGUGAAGCAGAUUUGAAGUAAAUUUUGAAAUUGAAAACAUUUUAUUUGGUUAUUAUUUGGUAGGAAAAAACAAACAUUACUUUACA